AUGUUUUGCGAUGCCGCAUCCUUUAUAGAACCCACCAAUAAUAAUAAUGAUGAAGAAGAGUAUAUUUUUAGAGAUGUAUUAGGCUCUAAAUUUAAAGGUUAUAACAGUGUUUUUUCACCAAUCAAUACUCCGAUUGAAAUUGAGUUGGAAACUAACACAAGACUGAAAAAUUUUCAGAUGGUACUUGUAGAAAAAGGGUACUUAAAUGUGAUUUGGGAGGAAGCAACUGUAAUGUCAUUUAAUAAUGAACACAACCAUGAGAUUUCUAUUGAAACUGUAAAAUUUUCUACCACUUACAAAAAUUUUUCUAAAGAAAUUAUGAAACAGAUAGAAUUUUAUGUUAUGCAUAGCCAAUGUGAUGCAGGAACAAUUAGAAACCUCUUUCAACUAAAGUAUCCUGAUCAUGUGUUUCUUAUUCAAGACCUAGGGAAUGCAAUUCAAAGAAUUAAACAAGAAAAGGGAUUGAAUUUAGGGGAAAUAGCAUCUCUAUUAAUAAAGCUUCUUGAAUUGCAAGCUAAUGAUCCCGCAUAUCUCUUCAUAUUAAUCGAUAACUAUAAUAAGAGUAGGUUGGUAGCUCAAGCAUUCAUGCAGAAUGAAAGACAAGAAUUAUACGAAUGGUUACUUCAAUGUUGUCUUGAAGCAUGUGAAAUUCCUCCAUUAACAUUUGUUACUGAUGCUGACCCUGCAAUGAUUGCAGCCAUUUCUAUAGUAUUUUCAGAGACUCAUCAUAUGCAAUGUUUAUACUAUUUCUAUCAAAAUCUUUCAAAAAACCUUCGUUCAUGUUUAGGAUCAUCACUUUAUUAG
Molecule: messenger RNA, 804 nt
Organism: Funneliformis caledonium
Lineage: Eukaryota; Fungi; Glomeromycota; Glomeromycetes; Glomerales; Glomeraceae
Source: the annotation of a GenBank genome assembly